Molecule: messenger RNA, 3283 nt
Organism: Epinephelus lanceolatus (giant grouper)
Lineage: Eukaryota; Metazoa; Chordata; Actinopteri; Perciformes; Serranidae
Gene: kcnip4a
Product: potassium voltage-gated channel interacting protein 4a
Biological process (GO): regulation of potassium ion transmembrane transport
Cellular component (GO): voltage-gated potassium channel complex
Molecular function (GO): calcium ion binding; potassium channel regulator activity
Source: RefSeq, a predicted model, not a curated record
AGAGCAGCAGGCACACUACGAGAUCAAGUGUGGGAGUGUGUGUUUGUUUGUGUGUCUGAGAGAGACAGACACAGAGAGACUCGCUGGAUAACCACUGUAUUGUGAAGCCAACAGAGUUGUUCUCUAGUAACACAAGAAGAAGAGUAGGAGCGUGUUUGCCUCAGAGGAGUUGCAGGAAAAAAGUCUGAAGAGAAGGAGAGAGUGUUUGGAGGAAGAAAUAAAGAAACAAGCCCCUUACCUUCCCCAGAGAGCAGGAGGUAAACCGCCGGUAAGCAAAUAUUAAUGACCUGACAAAAAAAGCACACAUCAGACAGCCUUACCCCGGAGCGGUGCAACAGAGGAGCUCGGACACAUAUACACACAGAGCCACACACGCAAGACGAGCCCCCCUUGCUGCUCUCCACUCACUCAUGAUCAUCACUCCCACAACACGCAGACACAGGGGCCACGCUGACACAACCAGAGGAGUGGAGGAGAGAAGAGGACGCUCACCCUGUCGCGGGACUUUGUCAAACUGAAAGUCUUGGAUUGUUAUUUUUUUUCUUUUUCACCCUGAGGCAGGAGUCCUCCUUUUUGUGCUGACCUUUCCAAGCCCCCCUCCCCUUCCAGGAACAAAGAUGAGCUGCAGGAAAAGAUGCAAGCGGGAGAUCUUCAAGUUCGCUCAGUACCUGUUCAGACUUGUCACAGGCACGCUCAACACCGACAGCGUCGAAGAUGAGCUUGAACUAUCUACAGUCCGCCAUCGCCCAGAGGGCCUGGAGCAGCUCGAAGCCCAAACACGAUUUUCCCGCAAGGAGCUGCAGAUCCUGUACCGCGGCUUCAAGAAUGAAUGCCCGAGUGGGGUCGUCAAUGAGGAAACUUUUAAAGACAUCUACGCUCAGUUCUUCCCACAAGGAGAUGCUUCAACAUACGCACAUUUCCUGUUCAAUGCAUUUGACACAGAUCACAACGGCUCUGUGAGUUUUGAGGAUUUUGUUAUGGGCCUUUCUAUCCUCCUGCGAGGCACAAUCCAGGAGAAACUAAACUGGGCUUUCAACCUGUAUGAUAUCAAUAAAGACGGCUAUAUCACUAAAGAGGAAAUGCUAGACAUCAUGAAGGCCAUCUACGACAUGAUGGGGAAAUGCACAUACCCUGUCCUCAAAGAGGAGACGCCUCGUCAGCAUGUAGAAGUAUUCUUUCAGAAGAUGGAUAAGAAUAAAGACGGGGUGGUAACCAUCGACGAGUUUAUCGAUUGCUGCCAAAAUGAUGAAAACAUCAUGCGAUCAAUGCACCUCUUUGAAAAUGUUCUUUAACUUUUGGCUGAGUGUGGAGGCUUUGGAAGAGGACAUCAUCUUAAGCUUGGCCCAAUAACUGACUUGGACUCAUACUGUGUACAGUGUGCUAUGCAGACUUUUGAUCAUAGAUAGAAAUGUUGUUCAUUACUGUGGGCCACGAGUAGGAGUAGGCAAUAUGGUGCGAACACUCUGGAAUACCUUUUGAACAUUUUAUUGAAUAAAUUGUAGAACUUCAUUACAUAAAAAAGAGCUGAAUAGAAAAUUCAAGGUUGAUUUCCAACAUUUGUCUCUGGAGUGUCUUUCUGUGUGCCGAACACAGAGUUCUGCAAAUUGCGUCGGCCUCCAACAUUAUAAACACGCGGGGAAUUCGUGAUGAAGGGGGUUUAGACAGGAAGCUUCUAUCUCUGUUGCGGCCUCGACUUGUUUUAUUUACUGCCAAGUGAAAUCACUGUGACUUUUUAAAGCAUCAGAAACAAAACUGAACAAAAUAUCUGAGGUAUCUUCAACAGCCCUCUCUGUUUUUACAUUCCAGACCGGCUCUCAAUUCCAGAGUGUUCUUACCCCCGACUUAGCGAACCAUUGUGGUCUGUCUUCUUGCUCUUUGGAGAAAGCAUUUAGAGAAAACAAAACACACACAUUGUACCAUUUUAAACUGUAUAUAUUAUAGAUAAAGCAUUAGAUAAGAAUUCUGUGAGUACCUUUUCAACUUUGUUCAUGUUUACUUGCCAACUAGAAUGAGACAACACAAGGAUUGUAUUGAUGUCAAAUUCGGACCAUACUAUCGAUGGUUUGUCUACAGAAGCACACAGGUAGCUAUAUUUACCAUGAGUAUAACGUUAGACGAUGAUAUCUUUUGUCAUAAGAUAAAUGCUGCUUUCAGUGUAUUUCAGUUAACCCUAUGUAUUCCCUGUAAAGUAAACCAUCUAUCAAUAUGUUUUUAGUUCUGUUUUGGAAGCACUGUUUAGGAGUUUACACUUAGAGCAGUGUUUGAGGUUAUUUAUAUGCUAUUACAGUCAUUGUACAAAAGACUGUGGGUUGUACAGUAUUAAAUGAAAGUUUGCUCUCGGGUGAAUUUCAGGUCUUUAGAUUUGUCCAUAGAAUUCACUGUUUUUAAUCAGUAAGGGCAGGUGGGUUCGGUUGUCGAUACAAACACUGUAACUUUGUAUUAUACUCGUUAUUUUUUGGGUUGUUGGCUAAUUCGCUUCCUGCUGUUUUCCUCCUCCUCGUCCUGCGGGCCAAAGCCCCAGCUGCCCGCACCUGUCAGCCCUGAUUGGUUCCUGCUGUCUGUGAUUAAAGCAUUGCUUGGCCCCAAAUGUGAGCAAACACAAGGCAUGCUGGGUGGAAGUCUCACUUACUGACUGCCUGUUGCUCGUUGGAAACUACUGGAUCACUGAGAGAAGUGUCUGGACAUUAUGUAAGUAAGUUACUUUGUGUUUCAAUUUGACUCUUUUCUUUUGGGUACUGGGUAUAGAAAGUGUCCAUCAAACCAGCCGGAAAUCUGAUAUAUACUUGAGAAUUGGUUGAUUUUUGGUGAAUGAUUUGCAGCAUUUGACAGUUUAUCAUGUUCAUUCAAAGUAUGUCGCUACACUGUAUAGUCACAUAAAAAUCUCCUCAGUGAGGCAUGUUGGUUGUUAGUUUAGUAAAGAAAAUGGCACAUUUUUCUCAGUUGUGUUCGUUUUGCUCAUGUUAUCAGAGACCAUGUGUUUAUUUCCAUCAAGAAAUUGCCAUUUUUUUCCUUGAUUUGUGUUUGUGUGCCUUACUGUUUGUAAAAGUGUUUUCUCUGUUUGGUUGACAACUUUUAUUCUCUGAAAUAUGAUCAUGAAAAAUAACUGAUAAAACAGGGGGGCGGGGAACAAAUGUUUGCGACAUUACCCACUUCUAAACAUAUCUACAACAGAUCCCAGUGGAUGAAGACACGUUCUUUCUGAAAAGCAUUUCUACAUUUCUUGUGUAAAUAAUAUCCAAAGUCAGCGAGCUCUGACAAAGUGAAAUAAACUAUACACAUCAAA